AUGCUUUUGCUGGUCUUUUACGCCGUCGUAGCCGCUGUUGUGGCGCAAAAUGACAAACCAACCGCAAAAUCAGUUACUCCACACCGCGAACAAUUUAGAGUGAUUUACGAAUGGCGCUCUGUUGACUUCGAAUGGGAAUCUCCUGAUGAUCGUGAAAGUUACCUCAACACCUCUAGCUAUAUUCCUAAAAAUGUUUUAAUAUCUGGAAUUAAUUUCUAUGGGGAUAAUCUCUAUAUGACGUUGCCGCGAAUGUUGAACGGCGUCCCGGCUACUUUGGCGAUGAUACCUGCUUUUCAAAAUGAAACUACAGCUCCGAAACUCAAACCAUUCCCUAGCUGGGCACAAAACAAACUUGGAGACUGUGCUGCUUUACAAUUUGUGCAAAAUAUUGAAAUCGAUCGUAACAGCAUAAUGUGGAUAUUAGAUAAUGGAAGAGUUGGAACACUUACCCCGAAACCGGACUCUAAAUGCCCGCCGUCCAUUGUACUGAUAGACUUGAAAACUGGAAAUAAUGAAAUGGAACGCAUCCCCUUACCAGGCGAUAUAGUGAACCCCAACACAACAUAUUUAAAUGACCUCGUAGUGGACAACCGCGACGGAGACUACGCCUAUAUUACAGACAACAGUGCAGUAGAUCCAGGAAUCAUAGUUUUCCGCAGAAGUGACAAGAAAAUAUGGAAGCUCCGCGACAAACGAUCAAUGUCGUCUGUUCCGGAAGCUACACUUUUCCGCAUCAACGGAACUACGGUAAACCUUCCAGUGAAUGUGGAUGGAAUUGCACUUGGACCGCAAUUUCGUACGGAAGACCAAACCAUCGACCGCACUGUCUACUACUGUCCCCUAUCUAGUUAUCAUAUGUACGCUAUCAACGCAUCAAUUUUGCGAAAUGAGUCCUUGGGAGAACAGGGAGAUGGAGCGCUUCAACCAUACGUCGUAGAUUUGGGAACUAAAACAUCGCAAACUGACGGGAUGAAGAUGGACUCCACUGGCAUUCUCUUUUAUGGUCUCAUUGGCAACUCGACCAUAGCAGAAUGGAAUACCACAACUGAUUUCCGCACCGGUCAACGCACGAUUGCCCGCGAUCCUAACUAUAUUCAAUGGGUGGACCGUUUCACUUUCGAUGACCGUGGUAACAUUUACGUUAUGGUCAAUAGAUUGUUCAACUUUGUAAAAAACCAAGUUUCUAUUGAAGAAGUGAAUUACAGAAUCUUAAGGUCUCACACUGGCUUGAAGAGUUACAUUUAUGGCGAGGACUUGUCCCCACCGUCUGGCCCUGGCCAUCAGCACGGCGGCGCCGCAGUUCCGACGAUUGCCGCUUCUAUAUUGUUGCUAUUAUUUUCCCAUAUCCUAGUUUAG
This is a messenger RNA of Pieris macdunnoughi, 1356 nucleotides long. The record is from the annotation of a GenBank genome assembly. Lineage: Eukaryota; Metazoa; Arthropoda; Insecta; Lepidoptera; Pieridae.